AUGGACGAAGGAGCACCAGCACCGCCGCCAGCCGGCAGCAAGUACGAGAAGGUGCAGUGCUUUGGCCGCAAGAAGACUGCCGUUGCGGUUGCAUUGGUCCGCACUGGAAGUGGUCAGGUGCGUCUCAAUGGCUGCCCAUUGCACACGGUGAAGCCAGACAUUCUGCGAGUCAAGGUGUAUGAGCCGCUCCUCCUCCUGGGAAAGGACCGUUGCAAGAAGGUGGACAUCCGCCUGCGAGUGAAGGGAGGAGGUUUCACAGGGCAGAUCUAUGCCCUGCGACAGGCCAUUGCCAAGGGCAUCAUUGCGUACUACCAGAAGUACAUUGAUGAGGCAUCAAAGAAGGAGAUCAAGGACAUUCUCAUGGCCUAUGACCGAUCCCUCAUUGUGGCAGAUCCUCGACGUUGCGAGCCAAAGAAGUUUGGAGGAGCACCAGCACCGCCGCCAGCCGGCAGCAAGUACGAGAAGGUGCAGUGCUUCGGCCGCAAGAAGACUGCCGUUGCGGUUGCAUUGGUCCGCACUGGAAGUGGUCAGGUGCGUCUCAAUGGCUGCCCAUUGCACACGGUGAAGCCAGACAUUCUGCGAGUCAAGGUGUAUGAGCCGCUCCUCCUCCUGGGAAAGGACCGUUGCAAGAAGGUGGACAUCCGCCUGCGAGUGAAGGGAGGAGGUUUCACAGGGCAGAUCUAUGCCCUGCGGCAGGACAUUCUCAUGGCCUAUGACCGAUCCCUCAUUGUGGCAGAUCCUCGACGUUGCGAGCCAAAGAAGUUUGGAGGAGCACCAGCACCGCCGCCAGCCGGCAGCAAGUACGAGAAGGUGCAGUGCUUCGGCCGCAAGAAGACUGCCGUUGCGGUUGCAUUGGUCCGCACUGGAAGUGGUCAGGUGCGUCUCAAUGGCUGCCCAUUGCACACGGUGAAGCCAGACAUUCUGCGAGUCAAGGUGUAUGAGCCGCUCCUCCUCCUGGGAAAGGACCGUUGCAAGAAGGUGGACAUCCGCCUGCGAGUGAAGGGAGGAGGUUUCACAGGGCAGAUCUAUGCCCUGCGACAGGCCAUUGCCAAGGGCAUCAUUGCGUACUACCAGAAGUACAUUGAUGAGGCAUCAAAGAAGGAGAUCAAGGACAUUCUCAUGGCCUAUGACCGAUCCCUCAUUGUGGCAGAUCCUCGACGUUGCGAGCCAAAGAAGUUUGGAGGUCGCUCCGCCCGUGCCCGCUUCCAGAAGUCUUACCGAUGA
Messenger RNA from Cladocopium goreaui, 1224 nucleotides. NCBI's taxonomy places the organism in Eukaryota, Dinophyceae, Suessiales, Symbiodiniaceae. The record is from the annotation of a GenBank genome assembly.